This is a messenger RNA of Peromyscus eremicus (cactus mouse), 1810 nucleotides long. RefSeq names its product ring finger protein 11 (gene Rnf11). Bases 55 to 519 code for a protein of 154 amino acids. The record is from RefSeq and is a predicted model, not a curated record. The transcript has 4 exons. Lineage: Eukaryota; Metazoa; Chordata; Mammalia; Rodentia; Cricetidae.
ACAGUCUCUGAGGACGCUGCGCAAGAUCUCACGCACACACCCCAGCCCCGGAAGAUGGGGAACUGCCUCAAAUCCCCGACCUCGGAUGACAUCUCCCUGCUUCACGAGUCUCAGUCCGACCGGGCUAGCUUUGGCGAGGGGACGGAGCCAGAUCAGGAGCCGCCGCCGCCAUAUCAGGAACAAGUUCCCGUUCCCGUCUAUCAUCCAACACCUAGCCAGACUCGGCUAGCGACUCAGCUGACUGAAGAGGAACAAAUUAGAAUAGCUCAGAGAAUAGGCCUUAUACAGCAUCUGCCUAAAGGAGUUUACGACCCUGGAAGAGAUGGAUCAGAAAAGAAGAUCCGAGAGUGUGUGAUCUGUAUGAUGGACUUUGUUUAUGGGGACCCAAUCCGAUUUCUGCCGUGCAUGCACAUCUAUCACCUGGACUGUAUAGAUGACUGGCUGAUGAGAUCCUUCACGUGCCCCUCCUGCAUGGAGCCGGUUGAUGCAGCUCUGCUCUCAUCCUAUGAGACUAAUUGAGCCAGGGUCUCUCGUCGGACUUCAAGUGAACCAUCAUUUUUGGUGGUUUUGAUCUUUUGUCACUGAGCCCAAAGAGCCAGGGAUUAGGAAUUAAGAUCAUGCACAAAAGUUUCCUAAAAAUUCCUGGAUGGCUGCAGAUGUUGAGGAAAGUAUGUGAUAUUUUAGAAACUUACGGGGGAAAGUAGGAUGGAUGGUAUUUUUAUGUAAAGCCUUGACCCAAUGUUUAAAAUAUAAUUGUUAUUAGACCUUGUUAUUGCUCCAGUACAUAGGAAUUGUGUAAAGUGUUACAGCAACUGUACAUGUUUAAAUUGUGUGUAUUGAAGAUUAGGAAAAAGAUAGUUGUUAUUUUUCUUCCUAAAUGAGAUGUUUCUUCUCCCUUCCACCCAAAUUCUUUUCUGAAAAGUUACUGGCAUUUGGGUCAAGGUUUUAUUAAAAGCUACAUUUUAUAACACUGGCACAAAAAAAGUAGUUUUAAGCUUGUUUGCACAGUUCUUUUUUUCCAUUGGAAAUGGAAUUCAUUGCCUUAGGUCUUUUUAAAUAGUGUAUUAUUAUCGUUGGGGCUGGCUCUAUGCUUGAAAACCAGUUUAUUUAUAACCUGUUGUAAGUGCUAUAUUCUGUUUGCAGUUAGGAAAUGCAGAAUUCAAAGUGAUCUCCUAGCUUGUAAGCAAACUGAGAUGCACUAUCCCUUUUCUAUUAAAAAUGAGUUGAUGUGUCAGGAAACCAACACUAGCAAAGUGGAUUUGAUAUCCCCUUCCUUGUGUGUCUUAUCUUAUUGUUUUGGUUGUUAAUAUGGUGAUAAUUGAAAGUCAAGUUGAAAUUUAAAUAUUAAUAUUUCUGAUUUAUUGACCUUUGAACUAUGCCACCAUGCUUAUGUAAAAAUGAAGGUGGCACCAUGGUGAAACUUAACAAGAAGUAGUUUUCAGCUGUAACAGUUUUGAUUCUCUUUCUUGUGACCUCUUUCCCCGCUGUCUGGAACCAUAGCAAAAGGAUACUGCAUCUCUUGUUACUGUAGUGCUGAGGUUAUUGAAGUUACAGAAACACAUCUAGUCUGUUUCUUAGGAAGGUAUCCGUUAAGUCUUGCUGGGUGACUGACAAGAAAGGUAAAUGUGUUUCAUGUUCGCACACCAAUGCAGCAGGAUUUGUAUAACCAUAUGACUUCAUAGUUGUGAUCUCAAAGGAACCUCUCCUUUCCUUUUUCUUGCAAUUAAUGUAAGAAUACUCUAAGUCUCUAAACUUCUGAAGUGUUAGAGGUAGAGAUGGUCUAGUAAAGAUGUAAUGUUUUAUCCAUUUA